AUGGAAGAUGGAGACUACGACACCAACACGGCAGCAUUGUCGAUGAACAGCAACAACGACAAUGGUGGCGCCAACAAUAAUGGCAGUAAUAACAAUGAUGGAGAACGCACGGGACGCACGCGAUCUGUGAGCACUAGCACGAGCAACAGCAACCACCGACGCAGUAUGUCUGGUUCUCUCCUAUCGAAGCUGUCGUUCUUACGGACCACGAAUCAAGCCACGGUGGCAUCGCCAGAACAACCCGAUCAGUCAAUUCCAAACGGACGAGGAUAUGACGACGAAAGCAACGAUGUCCCUUCCGGUGGAAUGAGUAACUUGCGCGGUGGGAAAGCGAUGGCGAGUGCAUUACAGCAACAGCGGAGGACACGGAGGAGGAGGGGCUCGUUGCGCAAGACGGCGUUGUUGGGUACCCGGCUUGAGUCGAAGAAGAUGAAUAAGGGUGCCGGUGGUAGUAAUAACAUGAUGGACGUUUGGCGGAGUGAGGAUGCUGCGAAAGGUAUGUCCACGCGACCGUUUACCAAUUCUGUCUCUGCUACGAGUGGAACGGAAUCGAUGUCGCAGUCGCAGGGGUCGUUUGAUCGGGGAGGUCGUGAGAAUAACAUGCGAUGGGGAUAUGCCAAUGCGCACCAGAGAAGGGUUUCUCGAGGCUCGUUUUCGCGCCAUGAGCCGAAUCUCACUCGGAACAAGCUGCUCGGUGACGAGACGGUUACUGACGACGAGGAUAUGAUUUCCUUUACGCGCCGUGAUAAUGUCGAAAAUGACGAGAAUAAUAAUAAGAAGAACACCGCCAUCGCCGCCGCUUGCUUGAAGCAUAAUCCCCUCACAUCGCCUUCAUCGAGCUCAGAUUCAUACUUCCUCCAACCAGACUCGACAUACGGAGCCGUCCACCGCACUAAAUCACCCGUCGCAACGCACCACCACCCCGCCGACCAUCAAGAGAUCAUCUGGGACUAUUCCGAAACCGAAUGGUGGGGAUGGAUUAUCCUGAUCGUAACAUGGCUUGUUUUCGUUGUGGGAAUGGGAAGCUGCUUCGGAGUCUGGAGUUGGGCCUGGGAUGUUGGAGAGACACCAUAUGCGCCGCCGGAGCUCGAGGAUGAUCCCACGCUGCCGAUUGUUGGGUAUUAUCCAGCGUUGAUUAUUUUGACGGCUGUUAUGUCGUGGGUAUGGGUUGUUGUUGCUUGGGUGGGGAUGAAGUAUUUCAAGCAUGCGAAUAUAUCAGGAGAGGAUAUUUAG
Molecule: messenger RNA, 1233 nt
Organism: Aspergillus chevalieri
Lineage: Eukaryota; Fungi; Ascomycota; Eurotiomycetes; Eurotiales; Aspergillaceae
Product: PIG-Y family protein
Exons: 1
Coding region: 1-1233 (410 amino acids)
Source: RefSeq, a predicted model, not a curated record